AUGGCCACUCACCAAUCACCGUUCAGCGCCUCCGAGACUGCCUCAUGUUCUACCCCUGGAUACUCAACCGAAGCACGCAAACGAAAGCGAUCGAUCUCCGGAUCCCAGCCAGCCAGAGAAUAUGGGUUGAUGCGCGAUUCCGGAGAGCAUGAUGUGGCUCGCUUUGUCGGGAGUGGCAGCGGGAUUCACUACAUACGUGCUGUGUACCUAAGACUGGCCAGGAGGUCCGCGACGAGAACGACCCAGGCGACGACGAUCAAUAAUCUGGUACCGGGCGAGGACGAUCAGCUUCGACAACCGACCUUGGCAAAAACGAACCGAGAGAAACUUCUGUGGAAAUCCCAUGAAGUCCUCAGUGACUCAGGGGCGGGCAACCUUCAUCCAAGCUUCGAAGACUUGGUUGGGUGGUCAAAGAGCUUCUUUGAGUCCUGGCAUCCCGCCGUCCCGUUUCUCCAUGGCCCAGACACACUACGGAUAUUCGAAGACGCUUCGGAGCGAGGGAUAUCGUCCAUUCUUCCAUUGGACUAUGUCAUUCUCAGAUCAAUACUGUCCAUCUCGCUCGCCGAUAGCCGCCAAGGAGAUGCCUUCUCGAAACCUAUUCCGUCAGACCUCGUUUUCAAAAGUGUGGAAGAAGCUGUAGCAAGCUCACAAUUCGCACUCAGUCAACCAGCAUCGAUCCGAGCCACCCAAGCAGCUCUUGCUAUCCAGUUAUUCCUCACGUCAAUGCUCUGUCUGAAUGCAGCAUCUCGCCUGGGCGGUCUCAUCGUUCGCAUGGCCUUCCACCUGGGGCUUCAUCGAUGUCCAACUCGGUUUCCUUUCUUCACCGUGGAGGAAGCCUCUGUUCGGCGCCGCGUGUUCUGGUGCAUCUACAUUCUCGAGAGAUUUCUCUGUCAAUCCCUCGGGCUGCCUCUAGAUAUCCAAGACGAUGACUUGGAUGUUUGCUACCCAGGUGAGGAGCAUCAUGGCGGGUCAACUGAUGCUGCUAAUGGAGCCGAAAAGCUACAAUUGCUCACUUAUCUCGCCAAACAAGCCAGAAUUCGCGGGCUUAUCCUAGAACUACGCAACAAGUCUUUUACGAAGCGUCAGGACACCGCUGAUCGAACAGCAUUUGUACAGACGGAGCUCGCAAAAUGGUCGAAUGAGAUCCUGGAUAUCGUUGAAGAAGAGGACGAAGUAGACAAUUUGAGCGACACCGAUACGCCUAAUCGACCAAAGAUUUCCCCUAGCCAUCGCUUAAUGCUACUUUUCCUGAAGCACGAGUCCACAAUUUGUCUGAACCGCCCCGGUUUGGCUUCUGAGGCUUCUUCUCCAUCCUACUCUUCUGCUUUCCAAGCCUGCAUCUCUGCGGCAAAGUCGAUCUGUAUUCUAUUUAAAAGACACCGAAAACGUCACCGUCUCGGUAAUGAUCGGGGUGAGAGACGGUUGGUCAUGCCCCUUCUGUGGCCAUCUUUUACCUGGGCUGUGUGGAUCAGCACUUUUGUUCUUGUCCACGCCGCCUUUGAGAGCCAGGUCCCACUUGACAGUGCACUGAGGCACGUCAUGGCUGGGAAGGAUAUGCUCAGCCAUCUGGCUGCUCGAGACACAUCAUGGCCAGAGUAUUGCCUCGAAGCCAUUGAUGAACUUAUCUCUGCUGUCCGGGAGUUAUCCACCACGAUCUCGGUGACCCAGGACACGGCCGAUGUAUUGCCAGAGUCUCAGACAUUGUUCAGAACAGUUGCAUCUCAGAGUGCGCCAUCUGAUGGUCAAGAAAGCACUUCUACGGCAAACAAGCGCCGAGGUACAACAUCGGGCUGGGAUUCAGCCGCUGGUGUCGACAAUAACCCAACCUCGGGAGGAUCAUACAAUGAGUCUAGCGUUUUGACACAAGCCUCAAACGGUAGCGAAGCAAACGUACAGCAUCAAAACACGGUACCAUCAUCCAGAGCAGCGGCUCCAUUGCAACCAGACGCGCUUUGGCGACAGAGGCAGUCGCGUGCCCAAUCAUUCGCAACUAUGGGCGUUCAUUACAACCCAGACGCCUCAGCUAUUGCUGCUAACCGACCAGGUCUCGCAGGUGCCCAAGAUCCCUCUUCCUCAUUUCCUGUGGCAACAGACUCACUUGAUGUUCCCCUGGACACCGGGCCCGUCGAAGGUCAAGAGUCAAUGAUGUGGUAUGACCAGCUAUUUGCCAGUUCAUUCAGUGCUAUUGACAACCCUUUUCUCGUUGCUGCCGAGUUUGACGCGUCUAUUGACCCAACUUGGAACUAUCUAAGGUAA
Ilyonectria robusta is the source of this 2256-nucleotide messenger RNA. RefSeq names its product fungal-specific transcription factor domain-containing protein. The transcript has 2 exons. Lineage: Eukaryota; Fungi; Ascomycota; Sordariomycetes; Hypocreales; Nectriaceae. Gene Ontology annotation, molecular function: zinc ion binding; DNA binding. Gene Ontology annotation, biological process: DNA-templated transcription. The record is from RefSeq and is a predicted model, not a curated record. Bases 1 to 2256 code for a protein of 751 amino acids.